Molecule: messenger RNA, 738 nt
Organism: Musa acuminata AAA Group (dessert banana)
Lineage: Eukaryota; Viridiplantae; Streptophyta; Magnoliopsida; Zingiberales; Musaceae
Exons: 1
Coding region: 1-738 (245 amino acids)
Source: RefSeq, a predicted model, not a curated record
AUGGCGCUAUAUGGGACUUCUGACGCCUUGAUGUGCAGGGCGUUCCCAACGACUUUGAGGGGGCCGGCCCGCGCAAGGUACAACGACCUGAAGACCGGGACCAUCACUUUCUUCGAUCGGCUCGCCAGAGACUUCGAGCUCAACUUCCUAGCCUACGCCCGACCAAAGCCGUCCGUGGCGUUGCUCCUCGGACUCAACCAAAGGGAGGAUGAGCCCCUCUCCCAUUUUGUGAACCGUUUUACGACGCAGAUCCAAGGGCUCUCGGACGCUCACCCCUCUCUAUUGAUGCAGGCAUUCAUGAUAGGCCUGCGACCUUCCAGGUUCUUAUGGUCUCUGGUGGAGCGACCCCCCACGACGGUACCCGAGAUGCUCCAGCGAGCAAGCCAGUUCAUCGCCGCAGAGACAUGGAUGGCCGUGAGGCGCGAAGAGCACAAGAGGGUCAAGCCGGAGCCGCCCCGACAGCAGCAACCCGCUGCAUCACAACGUAGGUUGGACAGAUCCGACCCGCCGGCACCGAGGCCCCCUCUCCCCGCCUUGAGCUCGUCCCAAACAGAAAUAUUUCUCCACAUAAGGGAGAAGGGACUGCUCAAAGAUCCCUACCCGAUGAGGAGUCCGCGAGAGGUGGCAGACCGAUUGAAGUACUGCUGCUUCCACCGGCAGCAUGGGCAUGACAUUGAACAGUGUCGGGAGUUGAAAAGGCAGAUUGAGGAGCUCAUUCGUAGAGGGCAUCUCGGCUAG